AUGCCUAACGCCAAGAGCGUUCAGAAGAGUGCACCUGACGAUAACAAGAAGGUGCCCGACAAGGGUAAGCCUCAGUCGCCGCCUGAUGAACCUAGAGCGCGCGAUCUGAGAGAUGAGGCAAAGUCAAUCCGUCAUCUCAUGGCCCAUCUCCCAAAGAACCCCUAUUGCGAUGCCUGCCAACGUGCAAAGAUGGAAAAUGUUAAAUCCUUUCGUCAAGACUCACCGCGCGAUAAAGGGUUUGAGAAGUUUGGCGAACACGUUACCAUCGAUACAAUGGUGUUGCAUGGGCUCGGCAAUCGCGGGAAUAAUGGGGAGACGGAUGCUGUCGUCUUUUACGAUCUAGCAACCGAGUGGCUGGAGAGCGUUCCCGUUAAGGGAAGGACGAAUGCCGAUACGCUCCGAGCAUUUCAGCAGGUCUUUGGCGAUCUUCGAGAUGUGAACUCGUGCUCCAUGGAUGUGGAGAGGAGGUAUGCACCUUCUGCGAUUCGGGAAAUCUACUGUGAUAAAGCCCGUGAGUUCAUAUCGACCUGCAAGAAAGUCGGCAUCUCUGUGAAGCAUUCCACGCCGGGAAUGCCUCGAACUAAUGCCAUUGCCGAGAGCAAGGUGAAGCUUGUCCUUCAUGGCGCACGUGUGGCGCUACGACAAGCGGGAUUGAGCGCCAAAUUCUGGCCUUAUGCAUGCAAGCACUUCUGCCAUGCUCGCAACAUCGAGUUGCGUGAGGGUCAGAGUGCCUAUGCGAUGCGAUUUAAUGGUGUUGAGUUUGACGGUCAGAUUCUGCCGUUUGGUUGCCUUGUUGACUUCUAUCCUACGCCGGCACGAAAACAGACCCGGCGGAGUCAGAGAGAUGAAGUCGUCCUCGGCGAUGGUGAGGAGUACGCCGUACCUGCGCCUGGGGCCGACGGACUGAUUGAUGUCGAAAUUGGUUUCGAUGACGAUGGUUAUUUAGAGUGGAUUGAUGACGGAGACAAUGAUCAAUCUAGCACUCUUCAGGGCGCCGAAGUUGAUCAACGCUUGUCGUCUUACCAACGCCCCAGUAAGUUCUCCCCUACGAGUAAGCCUGGUAUUUUUCUGGGUUAUCAUUUUGAGAACGGGGGCAAGUGGGACGGUGACUACAUUGUCGCCGAUUUGGAAGAUUUCAAACGCGAUGCGUUGCGCGCGAGCGUCCACCAGGUCAAGAAAAUAUAUUGCUCACCCAAGGAGCGAUGGACGUUCCCGAUGCUCGCUGUGUACGACAAGCAGACUCGAUCAAUGUGCAUCAACGAUCCUGCGAUGCAGUCUUGUGCGCCUCAAUCUAGUGAGCGCCUUGACGCCUCUGAUAUGCUCGAACUCGAAGAUAUCGAUGAAAUAUUUGCCCUCGACGAGCCGACCCGAAUGACCGAAGAAGAUGUUCGGCGGGCUCGUGAGGCCGAGUUACGAGCCGAAUCUUCUCAUGGAGGAGGUGUCGACUACUGGGAAUAUGAUCCAUCGAGUCAUAAGUGGACUUAUCACGUAGUCGUCCCGAGAAAGGCGAUGAUUCAUCCCAGUAAGACUCCCGGAUCUCUUGGCGAGUCGCCUGAUCCGUGGAAGCUGAGCACAGUGCGUAUUUCGCAUGUUCAGUAUAAGGAUAAAAGUCCGGUUACGAUCUAUGAAACCGGCUAUGCCUUCGGCAAAACGAGACUGAUGCAACUCUGGACAGGCACUGUCGAAUUCUAUGAUGAUGGCUUUGCCCCAUCCAAGAAGAAGUUACCUCCUUACCAUGGGUCAGAGAUCCUGGAGGGCGAGGGGGGUUUGCCUUACCGUCAGAGUGUGCCACGCUCCGAGCGUGUCUACAGAGGGUCUCGAAAACCGAACUCUAUCGACUCCGAAUCCUGGCGCAGCAUGAAUCGCGCCGAACGGGAGGGAUAUGUCGAGGCUGAGCGCCGAGAAGCUGAGUCUCACGCCAUGUCCCGAGAGGAUUCUCGCGAUGCCGCUCCUAUCGACAUCGCUUUCGAUUCCGAAUAUGAGUCGGGUGCUGAACGGCAUGAUAAGGAUUAUUGGUAUCACGAUGUCGCAGCUGGCACGGUCACCCGAUUUCAUGUGAUCGAGCGCCGAGCGCGCUUUAAUCCCACCUCAGUGAAGGACUGUCCUGUCGAUCCUGUGACCUUGACAGAUGUCAGGAUGACUAUGGCCAUGACCGAUGGCACGGAAUUUACGUUGCAGGAUUCAUGGAGAUCAUCCGAUGUGCGAUCUCUGCCAUGUCGAUGGACAGGAAAGACCGUUUUCGUUAUCGGUUCUUCUGCCAAAACACAGAUCAAGGUUCGAACCAGUCUGCCGAAUAACGACGGAACAGAGCGCCGAGUGCAAACGGCGAACGGCUAUUAUGGCCACGCCUUACGUGCGAAGGGACGUGUUGUAGUCCCUGCUAAAUCUCGCGCCUGUGUUGUUACUGACCUUGAAUUCGAUCCCCCAAGCGGCAUGUCGGCCCGCCUUCAGCCGCUUCGCGGUAGUGGCCUCGAUAUUUGUCCGGCCAUGUAUACGUACAACGAAGGGGCUACCCAAUCCGGGGUCGACGUCCUUAAUCCUACCGACACCGAUCUUAUUGUCGAACCAGGACAGGAUGUGGCAGUGGUUCAGUUUUAUACUUCCGUGCUAGCCGCAGCUGAACUUGAUUUCACAGAUGAGGAUACCGGGGAUGGUACUUCUGCACCGGUAGAGCCCUCCAACGACUGUCUGGAUACCGAUGCAGCACCUGCGAUGUCUAUUCGUUCCGAUCCUCAUUCGCAUCGCUCUCCAGACUCUUCGGUGUUCUUUUACAGCGCGUGUGUCGCACGGCCUGUUGAUCGAAAAGAACGUGAACCCAAGAAGGCAUUUCCCGAGCUCACUUUUGGCGAUCGUGACACUACUGUCGCUCAGGGCUCUGUCGGUCCUCGCGAAAUCCGAAUGAUCAAGUACGAUAUGCGAUCGUUCAUGGAGCAAUGUGUCUCUCGCUAUGUCGAGCUCUGUGGUCCGAAAUACAAAGCCACCUUGCGGUCGGCUGACACGCCGUUUCUCGAUGAGUCACGACCGGAGUUCGAUACUAAUCCGGAUCGUCCCGAGGUGAACCGUUUGUUGGGCCAUCCCACCGAUACGCCUAUACCUCCUGGUAAGGGCGUUCUCGGUGACUGCGCUGCCGCUGUCCUGAUGAAAAUCUUGUAUGGUGCUCGCAUGGGGCGAUACGAUCUCAUCCGUCCUGUGCAGGCACUUGCUAGUCUCAUCACCAAGUGGGAUGGUUUGUGUGACAAAAAGCUCCAUCGUUUGGUGUGUUAUAUCAACUCCACCCUCGAUCUCAAUUUAUAUGGUUGGAUUGGCGAUGCGCCCGAGAUGUUAGAGCUUGUGCUCUAUUGCGAUGCUGAUCUUGCGGGCGACCGCACUGAUUCCAAGAGCACGUCUGGUGUCUUCAUGUGUCUUCUUGGCCCGCGUAGCUUUAUGCCUCUUAAUGCGCUGUCCAAGAAGCAGACUUCUGUGUCAAAGUCUACUCCCGAAGCCGAAAUUGUCUCCCUUGAUCACGCCGUCUAUAAACUGGGAUUGCCCGCUCUCUCCAUGUGGGAGUAUAUGUUGGGCCGUCGCUUCCGUUUGCGUGUCAUGGAAGACAAUGAAGCUGCCAUCCGAGUCAUUAUCACUGGUCACAAUCCUAAUAUGCGUCAUAUGUCCCGUACCCAGCGUAUCGAUAUUUCUGCGUUGAAUGAACGCUACCACGCUGGUGACUUUCUAUUUGUGACGUGUCCCUCUCAGUUUGAGGCUGGUGAUAUCCUGACCAAGGCCUGCACUGAUGCCAAAGUGUGGGGUCGCAACCUUAUGUCUAUUGGUCAUUUUCGCAAAGGCCUUCCGAGCGGCCCGAUUGCGCCAACUACGGAAAGGCCUCCUGCUCCGCCGAUCCCUACGGAGCAGGAUGACGCCAACAUGGGCGCCGAUGAAGCCCCAGUCCCGAUUCAGACCCCGAGAGAUGAGUCUACUGGGGGUGGGAAGCGCUCCGAGGACGUUCCGAUAGGAUUGAGGAUGAAAGCAAUGAUGCUGAAGAUCGGGGUCCAAGAGAUCCCACAGGCCUCAAUCUGGCAGCGCCUCGAACAGCUGGCAUGCAACUCUGGUUUCGACCUAAAGCUGCAUCAGCUAGUUGACUCCUUCCUCCUCUCUAAUCAUCCGCUUGCGGAUAAGCAGAGGAAGCAGUAUCCCCGAGAGUUUAUGGACUUCGUCGAUCGAUACAGGGUGAUGUGCGCUCUUGCAUUUUCCCGAGUGGCAACGUUGUCCGGUGACGCCGCAGGGGUCCGCGAGAAAAUGGACCUUACGAUGGCAUUGGCUCGCCACUGUAUGCACUUCCAAGCGCAAACCUUUAAGGGGUCUCGAGAGACACUGAGCAACGAUACGCUCCGUCUCAUGGGAACCUGUUACAUUCCGUCGCCUCUUGCGAGUUGGAAUCGAAAUCUCAUGGGAUACAGCAGUUCGUCUGCGGAACAGCGAUGGUUGAGGACCGAUACGAGUAUCAAGCACAACGACCUCACCAAGCUGUCGCCCAUUGAGUUGUCAAGGGAUGUGGUCAACCCGGCUGAAGCCGCGAGGUUCUUCAAGGGAUUUCUGCAGCUCAGGCCGACACUUUCUUUCAUCCCUGGGGCGUUUCUGGCAAUCAAGGCCCUUAACCGAUUUCCCACGCUGAAUUCUCUGAAAGAGCAAGCGAGUCACCUCGAGAAUGAUCGCAAGGAACACGGCUACGAUCUACCUGCCGUGGAUGCGAACGGGAUUGGUGAAGUGGCCGCCUUUCGCAACGAAGACGACGAUGAGAAUAACCCGCUGAUGCGCGGGUGGGCCUCGUUCAUGAACACGAUGGCUGAGGCCUACCCCGGGCGAUGCGUCAGCAUCGAUGAUACGCUCAAUUGGGGAGCCAGCACCCAAAUGACCUACGAGGACGGUGCGUCACAGAUCACCAUCCGCCCGACUGACGGGUGGGUGUAUGUCCCAGCGAUGAAUUCGGACAUAUACGAUCCUCAGGAGACGUACCUCCACGGAACGAAUCUCCGAUACCUCUGGUCGAUUCUUGCUCACGGAGGCUUGUUCGGAGAGGAUUAUGUGACGGAUGAUCAUGGAAGUCACGAACCCUGCGUCUGGGUGACUGGACACGCCCCCGAGGCUGCCGGUAGCUAUGCAUCUGGCACGUAUCUCGGCGGAGGCUACUGGUUCCAGGUGAUGAUCUGCGUCUCCCGAACUAUGGUGAACAGCCACAGUCGCACGACAAAGAAGCUGGGGGGAUCCCAGAAACAGAUCCGCGUAGGAACUCGAUUUCUCGAGCUGUGCGGAAUCGCGUUCAGGCCCUUCCGCCUCUUGGAUGACCGCGAGCAAGGGGUUUCUACUUCCCCAAACUACGUCAUCCACGGACACCGAUUCCUCAGUGCCGAUGGGACGAAAGCCGUGGCCUGGCACCCGUGGAUGGAGGCGAGCCCGAUCGAUCCUCGCAUUCUGAAGCUGCUGGGAGACAGUGUCGCGCGCGACAAUGUUGAGUUUGCCGACCUAACGAUUCAGGGGGGCAACACUACCCAACAGGCUGCAUCUACCGAGACGGAGCAGCCUGUGGCGACCGCGGCCGAUGAUCAUGCUGCGGCGAGUGGUGGUGAGGCAACGGAGCGAAUCACCGUCAACCCGGUAGUGCUUCGACGCAAUCACUGGAUGCCCGACUCGUACGGGACGAGUGAGCAAGCCACUGUCGGUGGAAGGUAUGCAUUGCUAUCCGAGCUCCAGUCCUCUAGCUACCGAAUCGAGCUGGCUCCUUUCUUUCAGUCGCGUGCACCCAUGCUGGGUGAGGAAGGCAGCCAAGGCUUGCCCAAGCCUACAAAGCUCGAGACAAUAGCCGGGGGACCUUCCAAAGAGUGGGAGGCAUGGUGCAGGCACUACCGAAAAGCAUACGGUGCUCUGCUCGGCAACUUCGGCUACACGUCCGCCAAGAAUAUCAAGGGUAUCGUAUACGAUGAAGAAAAUACGACGGAUAUCAUUGGCGCGCUUAUUUGGAGCCCAGCCGAUGCCCUUGUGGCUGUCUCGAUUCACGGGAUCAGAACGGUCACGACCAUGGCAUCCACGAUUGCAUUUGGAGGUGCUCCGCCAACGAUCAAGCCGGCAGUACCCAGCAAGCCGCAGAGAUUCGUUGUCAUGCACGAUGGCCUGCUAACCUUCAGAUCUGCCAAAUCCUGGCACGCUGGUGAGAUGAACACCCAUCUGAAGAACGCGCUGGCAAGUUUUGGAUUCCCUGAGUCCGAAGUUCGGGUACAGGCGUUUGAUGAGGGCGAAAAGCUCAAGGAGAUGGUAGACACUCUCGAGCUGAUGCAGAGUGACCCAUCUGUCCCGCCAUCGAACGUUCACAUCCUCAUCCUCUGGAAAGGAGACGAGUUGUGGAAGAUGGACCAAGGCUGGAAUAAGCUGACUGGUGACAUCGAUAUGGCACGAUCACAAUACGCCAAAGUGACCGCCCGGGACGCCCUUGAGAAGUAUAACACGAUCUACGGAUCGGUGUCCCUGUGCGGACCAGUGUCACCGAGCAUGGGUUUCCUUCCGACUCUUCCUGGCCCUCUCUUCGAGAAAUACAGAGAGGAGAUGAGGUCGAUCUGGGACGAAAUCAGGAGGUCCAACUUCCUUUCCCUGUCGUUUGACGCUAUCCUGGAAGGACUACCGUACCUGAAAGGAUAUCACAUCAUGCAUGAGUCCAAAACGAUCGGGGUCCUAUGUACCCGUAUCUGCUCGAUGUUUACACUGGCGGCUCUCGCACGAUUUCCGUCUUACGCUACACGACGGGAGUAUCAGAUUGCCCACGAUAAGAUGUGGGCGCGCACUCCAGUUCCGGAAGAAAGGUCGACUGGCACGGUGAAGGCCAUUGUGCACUCCACAGUGCAGGACCUUAUCGAAGGGGCAGAUCGCGGCGCUGAUCAUCGAGCCGCAAAGACCGUUGACAUGAGUCAGCUUGGCUUCGAUGACGAAGAUGAAGAGGAGAUGGCUGACGAUGCAGGUCCGGCUGCUCCUGAGAAUCCGAUUAAACAGGAACAGACGUCUUUGGCUGAUCUGCCGGGUAUUCGUCAUCCGGAUCCGAUUGAGCUGCCCGCUACUCCCGUGCAUGGCCAGGCAAUGCCGGUAUCGCCCGGCCUUGCUCCGGCUGCUGCGAACGAUGAAGAGUCUAGCGAUAGCUCCGAUGGCGACGGACAGCAAGGGGAUGGCGAUGCAGCGAUGCCUGCGGUCAAGAAAGAGGAAUCCGAUGAGGAGUUUAAUGAGCUUCUCGAAGGAAUGACUGAAGCAUUCGAGAACUUGCCUACUCCCCGGGAUGCAGAGCGAACAGUCGCCGCCAAUCGGGACGCUGCACGACCACCCGCCGUGCCGGCGAUCCCGCUAUCUGCGAUGAAGAAGCCGAAGCCGUUCAGUGGUGUGGAAGCCGCGGGACCUACUGCCGAGGGUCGCCAAGGCUAUGCGCACUUCGAGAGCCAAGUCAGUGAAGCUGAGGCUCGACGUGAACAGGCUGCUAAAAUGAAGGCGCAUAUCGCGGAAGUGGCGAAGGGCGCCACGGGAGUUGAGAAUGCCGAACACCUUCGAUCCAUUGCCGAUGGGCUAGCCAGGGUCAUGGACCCGAACAUAAACGAUGACAAUGUGUUCCAGGGUGCCAUGUAUCCUCCGGGUGACUAUGCGCUUGACGCUGUCACGAACCGGCUGGCCCAGGGCCGACGCCGAGUUGAGUCGAACAGCAAUCUCAUCAGGGAGAUGGCCAGCGACCGAUUUACGCCUGUGCUCAUCAACCGAGAUACUGGUGAGACUGUGUCCGCCAUUGAUGCACGGUGGACCCCGGAGUAUGGAAACAGGGGGGAGCUCGAGGCCAAGGUUGGUGCGAUUAUCUCCAACCUGGAUGCAGUUGUCGCAAGCAUGUCGACCCUUCCUGUGUUCCAUCCGCACAUUCCCUCAACAUAUGGUAUGGCCCGAUCGCUUCUCAACACAUACCAGUCAUUGCAGAUUGCCAUCCGACACCGCGGCAUGGGUGCGAUGUCCUUUGAACAGAUGGUGUUCAAGCCGGAGGAUCUUGAGGUUCCGACUCCCGAUGACUGGCCGGACCUCAUUGCGCCUACCCCUGGAAAAGUCAUUCAAUCCAUGCGGGUGGCCCUGGUGAACAACACGGCGGCAAGGUUGACGAGAGAGGACCUCAAGCUGCCACCGGGCUUCGCCAUGCAACGACGAGUGACUGAGUUCCGUAAGCCGGAGGAAGAUCCAGUGCAGAGCCUGAUGGGGCUCACCGAUGACUUGAGCUACGGCACUACUGGUCGAUCUGGGGAUGACAGAUUGUCCCAGUUCCAGCGUAGUAUGGCAGUACAGCUGCGGAACACUGCUGGAUUCCUUGCGAGUGAGUUCCAGAAGCAUGCCCGAUCUAUUGCCGCUUCUUCCUCGCGUCGCAGUGAUGAAUCAGGUGCCCUGAGUAGCCAGGGUGAUGGCGCGGCGGACAACGAUCUUCCGUCCACUGAACAGGCUAGUGUUGCAUCUGAGCGCGCGAUUGCGCCGCCUCCGCCAAACGUGGCUCCUCCUCCUCCGCCUACUGCGGCAGCACCUCCGAGGGCGUCCGAAGAGAGUGCAAAGGAGGAUGACGAUGAUGCCAAAAUGGAUGAUGACACGGCCGGUCAGAAACCCGAGCAGAAACCCGAGGAGGACGCAGAUAUGGGUAGCGGGAAGGAGCUGCAAGACGAGGUCCCCGGCAAGGCCCCGCCGCCAGCUGCCCGAACCGCUGAGAGCCCUCCGGAACACGGCCUGCGUUCCAGUCCUCCGAAUGACAUGGUUGCUCAGGGAGCCGCGCUCUCCGGUGCUCGAGGGCCGGAUAUCGACAUUGACCCGGCCAGCACCACAGCCGAUCAAGCGGCAAAUGAUCCGAGAAAUUUCCGGAUCGAGGGCCCUGGUAUCAAGGCGACAACGAUUCAUCGCCCUGACCAGAUGCCCGAGAGGGGUGUCGACUCUAUUGCACCGAUUGUGCAGUAUGAAAUGACGUCCGUCCCGAUUGCGCUGACUGACUUCGUCGUCCCGGGACUCGACAUGGGCAUCGAUGAUUCCGUCCAUGGUCGGCUGGUCUCCGCGACCUGUCUCCCACCGACUGACGAACAGCGCAAAUAUUCGAGGCGCCGAUUCGCUAUGCUGUCCUCGAAUCAGACGGUGUACUUGAACGUCGCACUUCACAAGAAACCGGUGAAAGGAGAUCACGAUUCUUUCCUCCGACCAGAGUCUUACGAGGAUUGCCGCGAGAUCCAUGACGCUGUCCGAGCAUACAAUGAUAAGGAGGCAAAGUUCCGAUCCGUCGGCGGAACAUCCGUGUCAUGCAGCCGAUUGUUGAUCGAUGACGCACAAAACAUCCCUGCUGCCAGGAUUCCGGACGCAGGAAUGAUCAACUUGGUGCGGAAACUGCUGUUCCGAGUGCUGACGCAAACGAAGGAGUAUCCUUCCGCUACCGCCGAGAGAACGCAGAAUCGCCCCCAGGAUCAAGAAAGGGGCAUUCCCUUGUAUUCGCGCUUCGACCAGAGUGGCAUUAUCGCUUUCGAUGUCAUUCCGAUGUACAUGGAGCGUGAGAGGGAAUACAUGAAGGCCAACGCCGGAGAGAACGAUGGCCGAAUCCUUCUCCAGACAAAUAUUCUGGAUGAGCGAGGCGAACCGACCGAGAUCACUACCCGAUGCAUUAUGGAGAUCGCUCGGACGGACAACAACCGAAUGUUUGAGUUCUUCUACUCGACGAUCGACAACGAUGGAAGUCCUCAAUUUGUCGGCAUUCGAGCCACCUACGGUUUCGGCCCUGAUAACUUCAACCGAUUCCGACUGCUGACCAAGUGCCAGCACGGGCCAUUUAUCCAGCUCGCUCAGGAUCAUUACGUCGCUGGCGAGAGGAAAAGAAAUGUGGCCCGAUACCAUCCUCAGUAUGGAUGGGGAUGCGCAACGAUUCGCGAAUUCUUCGGGUACAUGAGCGAUUGCAAGCUCAAUCCUCCGAAAGGACGGCUGUUCCUCACUCUGCUCCCGUAUGCUCCCGGAUCUGGGAACAACAAUGAGUGGGAAGAGGUGUACAUGAACGUCCGAAUGAACCCGGGGCGUGAGACGCUUUCGAACACCGCGUCAUCACAAUCCAUGCUCCCUGAAGGGAUGGGAUCCAACCGCAUGAUCGUGUUUGCGAUUGAUUUGCACAUGAUUGCGGCGGGAAUCAAUCCGAUUGUAUUCCACCCGAGGGGAUAUUAUGCGAUCAAAGACAGUAUCCCUCUCGCCUGUAUGCCCAUUGCAUACUUCAUGGACACGGGAUCCCUUGUGUUCAACACGGCCUUCAAAUAUGUUGGAGGCCCAAAGUUCGGCACUGGCCCCAAGAGAGGAGACCACAAACGAGAAACGUGGCCGCUUGCUAGUUUCGACUGCCCCAUGUGCGGAGCAUCAUUCCCGGUGGGUCUCCACAUGUGUCACUCUUGCACCAAGCCGAUUCAUUAUCCUGAUGGGAUGUUCUACGCCGAUCCUGUAAACCCAUUUCAGGUCGAGUACUAUGGAAGUCAUGCCGAAUGGCUCAACGAGCUCAUUGAGCGAAACGAGCUUAAAGAAUUCCGACUUCACGAGUACCCUGCAAUCAAGCAGCUGAGGAAUUUCCCGGUAUCUAGGUCAAUCGCUGAGGACCACAGGCAAACCGCGUUCUUCGGGGUGCCACCGAUCAAAUGCACUGCAGCUGAUACAUCGCCGAAAGAAGUGGAAUUGUUCAAGAAGAGCGUGCGCGGAACGAUUCAAGGCGCCAUUCGAUUGGACAUCUCCAUUGAGAGGCUUGUUGCCGGUAUCACUGGCAAGGAAGCUCGGAGCGGUGUGGAAGACUUCCUCAACUCGCAGUCGAUCGCCUGUGCAACCACGAUAGUCAAGCACUUCGGCGCGGUCUUCGCCACAUGCCGCGAGAAGCCGCUGCGCUACUAUGCACGAUGGUCGAUCCACUGUCAGCGCGCAUACCGAGUCUGCCUGUCGCGUGGCUAUCUCUCCCCCUUUUACACAGGAGGGACAAUCGAUUAUACCGUCGACUCAGACAUGAUCGAGAAAAUUCGGCUUGCGCAUCUGCCAUUGCAGAACGCCAAUCUGGCGAUGAGAAGGCAUAUUCGACUUUCCACCGAGUUUGGAACGUUGGAUGAGUUCCGUGCCACUAUCACGGACACGCAAAAGUAUCAGCGAUACAUGCGUGUCGAUAGUGAAAGCCUUUCCGCGCUCCUUGCCAAGGUUACCCUUACAACGUGCUACGGCAUUCCGAUGAAAGGUGAACCUGGCUACAUCUCUGACGAUGAAGCUGAGGAGAUCGAAGGAACUGCGGCGGCAACUGAAAAGCCCAAAGGGAAAGGAAAAGGGGAAGAAGAAGAACCCGAUGUCCAAGCCAUCAAUUGGCGUGAUUUGGACCCUUUGGGGCGGAAGUUCAUCCCGCACCAUACCGAUUCCCGAUUCACGAUUUUUGCUGAUGGGAAUACGGCACUCCUUGAUGCCCCCGAAACGCCUGAUGAGAAGCGUAAGGAAUUCAAGGAGUUCAUUCGCGAUCACUCUGUCAAGAUUAAGGAAUGUUUCGAUGAUGAUCGCGCGACUGAGAAGACGUUCUUCAAUCUUGUUGAAGGCGUAAAGGAUCAGCUCCCCGAUACUAAGAGAACUGACCCUGUUCUUAUGAAAAAGAACGAAGAUGUCUUCGAGGCUCUACCCGAUGAACUAGAAGAGCCUCAAGAUCUGUUCGACGUCGCAGCUCAGCGGGCACGACGACGUGCUGAUGCGCCUCAGCGCAGAGUGCAGGUCACUGAGCAACGGCACGCGUCGAUCCCCGAAGCUCAUGCCGUCCCCGUUCCUCCGGAUGACGAGGACGAGGAUGAUACUGAGCUCGAACGGGCGAUCCGACCCGGCCCGAAGUCACAGCGCACUGGGCGAGAGCACCUCGGAGGUGUCGCUCCUGAGACCUCCGCCUCGCGAUGCCGCCUCCGUCUAAUCCACCGAGUCGGAAGACGUCGAGGCAAUCGGGCUACAAUGUUCCCCACGCUGAAGGGGAGACACUGA
Molecule: messenger RNA, 12015 nt
Organism: Symbiodinium sp. CCMP2592
Lineage: Eukaryota; Dinophyceae; Suessiales; Symbiodiniaceae
Source: the annotation of a GenBank genome assembly